Messenger RNA from Glycine soja, 3231 nucleotides. Its product is annotated as pentatricopeptide repeat-containing protein At3g12770. The transcript is spliced from 2 exons. NCBI's taxonomy places the organism in Eukaryota, Viridiplantae, Streptophyta, Magnoliopsida, Fabales, Fabaceae. The record is from RefSeq and is a predicted model, not a curated record. Gene Ontology annotation, molecular function: zinc ion binding; protein binding; RNA binding. Gene Ontology annotation, biological process: RNA modification. The coding region runs from base 519 to 2702 and encodes 727 amino acids.
UUGUGAAAGGCUAAGUCUCAAAAUCUCCCCAAACCAAACGAACAACACAACCCAUUUGGAUCUCUCUUCUUUCUUUGAUCUCCAAAUACACCCUUUUCGUUUUUUCAACACUUCUCUCCACAGAGAAAAGGAGAAAAGUGCCGAUCACGUGUCUCGUGUGGUCAUCGAUGGCAGCAGCACCUGCGAUUGAAUAAUAUUAUUUGCUUAAUUGUCUUUUUCUUUUUAUUUGGGAAUUCAACUGUAGAGUGGGCUUCUGUUGUUGAAGGUUUGGAGCAUUGUUUCUUAUAACACGUGACUCAUCGGUUAUCACCACUCUUAACGUAGCUUACGUGUUUGAUUAAAUGCUUCAAUGUGCUCUAAUUUAGGUUGGGAAAGAGAAACCAGAACUAAAUCGAGCUUCAAGAAACUGGAAACCAGAAACUGAGUAGGAUAAAUCUCCAUUAAUGUAAUUGAAUUGCUUUUGUUGAUAUGAGUUCAGAUUCUGCAAACAAACAUUGAAAGAUAAUGGACACAAUUCUAUGGCUUCGAAACUCCUCAGCAUAUCUCCCCUUACAACCAAAAACCAAAAGGUUACAACUCCUCAAAUACCCAGAUGCUUUGUCCUCAAGUUUGUCAAAUAUCUUUGUUUUUCAUCAGCUCUUCACCCUGAACACUUUGUUAACCAUGACCAUUGCUUCAAUUCAGACUCAUUCUAUGCAUCUCUUAUUGAUAGUUCUACCCACAAGAGACACCUUGAUCAAAUACAUAACCGGUUAGUUAUCUCCGGGUUGCAACAUAAUGGGUUUCUCAUGACCAAACUGGUUAAUGGGAGUUCAAAUCUUGGACAAAUUUGUUAUGCUCGCAAGCUGUUUGAUGAAUUUUGUUACCCUGACGUGUUUAUGUGGAAUGCUAUCAUUAGGAGUUAUUCGAGGAACAAUAUGUACAGGGACACCGUUGAAAUGUAUAGAUGGAUGAGAUGGACAGGAGUGCAUCCAGAUGGAUUCACUUUUCCUUAUGUACUAAAAGCUUGUACUGAGUUGUUAGAUUUUGGUUUGAGUUGCAUAAUUCAUGGGCAGAUAAUCAAAUAUGGCUUUGGGUCAGAUGUGUUUGUGCAGAAUGGCCUUGUUGCAUUGUAUGCUAAAUGUGGCCAUAUUGGUGUGGCAAAAGUGGUGUUUGAUGGGUUAUACCAUAGAACAAUUGUUUCAUGGACUUCCAUCAUUUCUGGAUAUGCACAGAAUGGGAAAGCUGUGGAAGCAUUGAGAAUGUUCAGUCAAAUGAGAAAUAAUGGUGUGAAACCAGAUUGGAUUGCUCUGGUAAGCAUUCUGAGGGCGUAUACUGAUGUAGAUGACUUAGAGCAAGGGAGAUCUAUUCAUGGCUUUGUCAUCAAAAUGGGUCUUGAAGAUGAGCCUGAUUUGCUUAUCUCUCUUACAGCUUUUUAUGCUAAAUGUGGGCUGGUGACAGUUGCAAAAUCUUUCUUUGAUCAAAUGAAGACAACAAACGUGAUUAUGUGGAAUGCAAUGAUAUCUGGCUAUGCAAAGAAUGGCCAUGCUGAGGAAGCAGUAAAUCUAUUCCAUUACAUGAUCUCGAGAAAUAUUAAACCAGAUUCUGUCACUGUGAGGUCUGCAGUCUUAGCUAGUGCGCAAGUUGGUUCCCUCAAAUUAGCACAAUGGAUGGAUGACUAUGUUAGCAAGAGUAACUAUGGAAGUGACAUUUUUGUUAAUACUGCUCUCAUUGAUAUGUAUGCAAAAUGUGGAAGUGUGGAAUUUGCUCGCAGGGUAUUUGAUCGUAACUCUGAUAAGGAUGUUGUUAUGUGGAGUGCCAUGAUUAUGGGAUAUGGAUUGCAUGGUCAAGGAUGGGAAGCCAUUAAUCUUUACCAUGUGAUGAAGCAAGCAGGGGUGUUCCCAAAUGAUGUCACCUUUAUUGGGCUUCUCACAGCAUGCAAUCAUUCUGGCCUUGUAAAAGAGGGAUGGGAGCUAUUCCAUUGCAUGAAAGACUUUGAAAUUGUGCCUCGUAAUGAGCAUUAUUCUUGUGUUGUAGAUCUCUUGGGACGAGCAGGUUAUUUGGGUGAGGCUUGUGCAUUUAUAAUGAAAAUUCCCAUUGAACCUGGGGUAAGUGUAUGGGGGGCACUUCUAAGUGCAUGCAAGAUCUAUCGCUGUGUAACAUUGGGAGAAUAUGCUGCAAACAAGCUAUUCUCAUUGGAUCCAUACAAUACAGGGCAUUAUGUACAACUCUCUAAUCUCUAUGCUUCCUCCCGCUUGUGGAAUUGUGUUGCACAUGUUCGAGUUCUAAUGAGGGAGAAAGGAUUGAAUAAGGACCUUGGUUACAGUGUAAUUGAAAUAAAUGGGAAGCUACAGGCAUUUCAUGUAGGGGACAAGUCACACCCAAUGGCUAAGGAAAUAUUCGAUGAGCUUCAGAGAUUAGAAAGAAGGUUAAAGGAGGUUGGGUUUGUCCCAUAUACAGAAUCUGUUUUGCAUGAUCUGAAUUAUGAAGAGAAGGAGGAGAAUCUUAGUUUUCAUAGUGAGAGGAUAGCUGUUGCUUAUGGGCUUAUUAGUACUGCUCCUGGAACUACACUUAGAAUAACAAAGAAUCUUCGAGCAUGUGUGAACUGUCAUUCUGCCAUAAAGCUUAUAUCAAAGCUUGUUGAAAGGGAAAUAAUUGUAAGGGAUGCAAAUCGGUUUCAUCAUUUUAAAGAUGGUUUGUGUUCAUGUGGAGACUAUUGGUAAGAAGAAUAACUCAAACUCAUGCCAGCAGUUGCUGUUAGCUGACACUUCCCCAGAUUAAUUGACUGCUUGCUAGUUUUGUUAAAUAGCAUACUGAUCUUGGAUCUCUGGCAUUAACUUUUCCGCAAUAUCGGUAGAGACAACAUGUACAUUUUGGUGAUCAAUCACAUCUUUUGAUUGUAGUCUGCUGAUAUAUGUUCUCAGAUUAUCAAGAUUAACCAACCCGACCAGGCAGCCACAGGGGUUAGCUGCUUAAAAAUCAGCUUGCUGUUUCAUGAAAAAAAAGCAGAAUCUGUAGUUAGAGGGUGCAGAUUCAACAGUUGCCCGCAUUGGGUUCUAUAGUUAUUUUAAUGACUAAGUGGGAGCAUGUAUUUGUCCUUGUACUUCCCAACUGAAAAGAUUAUGUUUUGAAGACAGUGUUAUAAAUUUUCCGCUUACAUAGUUGUCGGAUUUGUUGUGAUGAGUUCAUUUGCUCAGCUCUCUCCACUUUCAUUUUGUACUCCGACUCUUAAAGUAGUUGAUCUUUUCCCAA